This is a messenger RNA of Momordica charantia (bitter melon), 1497 nucleotides long. The record is from RefSeq and is a predicted model, not a curated record. Lineage: Eukaryota; Viridiplantae; Streptophyta; Magnoliopsida; Cucurbitales; Cucurbitaceae.
AUGUCGUAGGGGCAAUUCCAAAGCCGUCUCCUCCACCAGCAUUACGGCCACCGCCGUCACCUCCGAUUAUAAGCAGCAGCGGAGGGUCUGGAUCUAACUAUUCAGGGUCUGAAAAUUCGCUGGCUCCUGCCCCAUCUGGCAUUACCUUGGGCUUCUCACAGAGCAGUUUUACUUAUGAAGAAUUAGCAAUGGCGACGGAUGGAUUCUCGGAGGCUAAUCUCCUUGGACAAGGUGGGUUUGGUUAUGUGCACAGAGGAGUCCUUCCAAACGGGAAGGAAGUGGCAGUGAAGCAACUUAAAGCUGGAAGUGGGCAGGGAGAGCGAGAAUUUCAAGCAGAAGUUGAAAUAAUCAGCCGAGUUCAUCACAGACAUCUUGUUUCCUUGGUGGGAUAUUGCAUCACCGGCUCCAAAAGAUUGCUGGUUUAUGAAUUUGUUCCGAAUAACACUUUGGAGUUCCAUUUGCACGGGAAAGGACGACCUACCAUGGAUUGGCCAACAAGACUGAAAAUUGCUCUGGGAUCUGCCAAGGGAUUGGCUUACCUUCAUGAGGACUGUAAUCCUAAGAUCAUUCAUCGUGACAUCAAAGCAGCAAAUAUACUUUUGGAUCUCAAAUUCGAAGCCAAGGUCGCAGAUUUUGGGCUUGCCAAGUUAUCUUCUGAUGUUAAUACCCAUGUUUCAACCCGAGUCAUGGGAACUUUCGGAUAUCUUGCUCCUGAAUACGCUUCAAGUGGGAAACUUACCGAAAAAUCAGAUGUCUUCUCCUUCGGAGUGAUGCUUCUGGAGUUGAUUACCGGACGCAGACCUGUGGACACAACUCAAUCCUUCAUGGACGAUGGAUUGCUCGAUUGGGCAAGGCCUCUACUGCUUCGGGCCACAGAAGAAGGAAACUACGACGGUCUGAUAGAUCCAAGGCUGCGAGACGAGUACGACCACAACGAGAUGGGUCGCAUGGUUGCUUGCGCCGCCGCCUGUGUGCGUCAUUCGGCGAGGCGCCGGCCACGGAUGAGUCAGGUGGUUCAUGCUCUGGAAGGUGAGUCGUCGCUUUCUGAUCUUAACGAAGGAAUCCGGCCCGGACAUAGCACCGUCUACAGCUCCGACUACGACACGGCUCAGUACAACGAGGACCUGAAGAAGUUCAGGAAGAUGGCAUUGGCGAGCCAGGAGUACGGCGCCGGCAGUGAGUACAGCGAGCCGACGAGUGAGUACGGUCUGUAUCCAUCGGGGUCGAGCGGCGACGGCCAAACCACCCGGGAAAUGGAGAUGAGAACGAUGAAGAAAGAAAGUGGAGGUUUUAGCGGAAGCUCGUGAUUAAGCAUCACUCUGCAAUGUGUACAAUCCACACCUUUCUUCUUCUUUCUCUUCUCUUGGAUGAGUUUUUGGAUUAUAGGAAUUCUUUCAUCUGUAUUUGGCUUUGUAAAAUGUAAGAGCAUUCAGACAAAGAUUGGAUAAGAUUUUUGUCUACACAAAACAAGUUAUAAGAUAGAUUUCGAUUCUUUUA